UGGCUGCGGCGCUCGCUCUUCGCCUUUGCAGUUAGGCUGCUGCUUCGCCCUUCCUGCCCCUUUGGAAACCGCUGCACUGCCUCAAUUGGCGUCGGGGUCGCUCUCCUCCAAUAUGUUCCUAGGUGGCAGAUUUUCCGGUACUCGGAGACUCAGGACAAAAUGGCGCUUGCACGGGCCGCCGAGGACUGGCGGGGCCCAGCUGUGAGGUUCUGGUAUGAACAGGAUCCGGAUCCACGUCCUGCCGACCAACCGGGGGAGAGUCACCCCAGUGCCCAGGCCCCAGGAGCCGCUGUCCUGCUCGUUUACGCAUCGCCCAUGCUCGCAGCCGCGUCUGGAGGGCCAGGAGUUCUGCAUUAAGCACAUCCUCGAAGACAGGAAUGCACCCUUCAAGCAGUGCAGUUACAUAUCGACCAAGAAUGGAAAACGAUGUCCCAGUGCAGCCCCAAAGCCCGAGAAGAAAGAUGGGGUGUCCUUCUGCGCUGAACAUGCUCGCAGGAAUGCCUUGGCACUUCAUGCUCAGAUGAAGAAAACUAAUCCAGGGCCCAUGGGUGAAACACUCUUGUGCCAGCUGAGUUCAUAUGCUAAGACAGAGCUGGGGUCUCAGACUCCAGAAAGUAGUCGUAGCGAAGCAAGCCGAAUUUUGGAUGAAGAUAGCUGGAGUGAUGGGGACCAGGAGCCCAUUACUGUGGAUCAGACAUGGAGAGGUGAUCCUGACAGUGAAGCUGAUAGCAUAGACAGUGAUCAAGAAGAUCCCCUAAAACAUGCAGGUGUCUACACAGCAGAAGAAGUGGCCCUAAUUAUGCGGGAGAAGCUUAUUCGUUUGCAGUCCUUAUACAUUGACCAGUUUAAACGACUUCAGCAUCUGCUCAAAGAGAAGAAACGACGUUACCUACAUAACCGCAAAAUAGAACAUGAAGCUCUAGGCAAUAGUCUCCUGACUGGCCCAGAAGGACUUUUGGCCAAAGAACGGGAGAACCUAAAGCGACUCAAGUGUCUUCGACGUUAUCGUCAGCGCUAUGGAGCAGAAGCUUUAUUACAUAGGCAGCUGAAGGAACGCAGAAUGCUCGCCACAGAUGGUGCUUCCCAGCAGGCCCAUACCACUCGUUCCAGUCAGAGGUGCUUGGCCUUUGUGGAUGAUGUUCGUUGUUCCAAUCAGUCUCUUCCAAUGACCAGACACUGCCUUACCCAUAUUUGUCAGGAUACAAAUCAGGUUCUCUUCAAAUGCUGCCAGGGAUCUGAAGAAGUACCCUGCAACAAACCAGUUCCUGUAAGCCUUUCUGAGGAUCCUUGCUGUCCACUGCAUUUCCAGUUGCCUCCUCAGAUGUAUAAGCCCGAGCAGGUACUGUCUGUGCCAGACGAUCUGGAUGCCGGCCCCAUGGAUCUGUACUUGAGUGCUGCUGAGCUUCAGCCCACUGAGAGCUUACCUCUGGAGUUCAGUGAUGACUUGGAUGUUGUAGGUGAUGGCAUGCAGUGUCCUCCUUCACCCUUGUUGUUUGAUCCUUCACUAAACCUUGAUGAUCAUUCAGUCAAAGAAAUUGCUGAAGCCCCAAUGGAUAUUUUGGACCCGGUGCACAUGACUGGAGACGGCUGUAGAUCUCGGAGUUCUGAGGAAGGCUCUGUGCCAUUGCCUAAAAGUGGAGUUGUCACUACAAAUGGAAAGCCAGAAUCCACUUCUGUCAGCUGAUAGUUUGUUUGGGGGAACCAUUUGGCUUUGAAGGAAAUUGAUGCCCCAUUCUUUAAGCAAGUGUUUCUGGCCCUUUGACUAGUCAACAGCGCAGACCAUGUGUUUCUUCUGAGCUACUGAACACUUUAGUCAAACAUAAAGUCAGAUCUUGGGGAAGGGGACCAAUAGUGUCUAAAAGCUUGGGUGUCUUAUUCUGGCAUGAAAAAGAUGAUUCUACAGAGACGUUUUUGUUACAAGACUUGGAAAAUUGGAGGAGAAAUCCAUGAAGGUGGUAGUUGGGAACUGUACCUUUGGAUGUUGAAUCAAUGUCCAUCUCUUUCUAAUGGACUACAUAUUACCCUUAUUUCUCACAUAGUUGGGUGAUUGGAACCCCCUUCCACAAAUUAACUCUGACUUGUAAAUCUCUGAGAAAUUAGCCCAUAGGACUGGGCCAUCUACUUAGCCAUCCAAGUUGUUUCUGAUCUCUGAACAUAUCCGUAGUGGCUAUCUUAUGUAAGAUAUAAUUAAAAAGUUACUGUAUAUAGUUUAUAUUAAAUGUUAUGAAAAUGUAAAUCAUUUGAAUGCAUGUUUGUAUUUAAGAAUAUUUGGGUCCUUAGCCCUCUGGAAUGGGAAAACAGGCUAGAUACAUUUUUCUCCCAAGGAUAUAUGUUUCCAAUAACAUUGGUUUUUUGGUUUUGUUCUUUGGUGCUGGAGAUUGAACACAGGGCUUCACAAAUUCAAGGCAAGUGCUUUACUACUGGUUUACAGCCUGGCCUUUUCAGAAAUUUAUUUUGUUUUUGGUUUGAAAGAUAAGAACCUGUAGAAGUUGGAGCUGGAGCAAUAGUACAGCAGGUAGGGUGCUUGUUUUGCACGCUGCUGACCAGGGUUCAAUCUCCAGCAUCCAAUACUGCCUCUGGUUUCCCCCAGUACUGCCAGGAGUAACCCCUGAGGUAUAACCCCCAAACGAAAAAUCCUGUAGAGAUAAAUGAAAAGGGACUGCAUUAAAGCCUGUCAGUUACAAAUUUUAUCCUCUCCACGCCCUAGUUCCACUUACAGACCUCACUAACCCACCCCCUGACCUGACUAUCUUUGUCACAAUGAUUAUCAUCUUCAGAUUCUCUAGGGGAAGGAAUCUACUUAUUAGAGUAUUGGUAUCUGAUCACAUAGACAUAAAUUGUGCUAAAAUUCAUUUUGAUUGUGAGAUAAGAUGGCAUUAAUAAAUUGAAGUCCAUGGGA
Messenger RNA from Sorex araneus (European shrew), 2899 nucleotides. It is a transcript of the gene KANSL2, whose product is annotated as KAT8 regulatory NSL complex subunit 2. Gene Ontology annotation, cellular component: NSL complex. The record is from RefSeq and is a predicted model, not a curated record. NCBI's taxonomy places the organism in Eukaryota, Metazoa, Chordata, Mammalia, Eulipotyphla, Soricidae. The transcript is spliced from 10 exons. Bases 215 to 1684 code for a protein of 489 amino acids.